GAGAAUGCACCGGUCGGGAUUAAUGGCAGCCUAAAAGUGGAUUCACGGUGCAGCUGGUGUGGUCUGGUCUGGUCUGCUCGUGUCUUGGGAGAGGCGGGGCACGUCGUCAGACGGGGUCUUCCUCUGUCUCCCCUCCACUCCACUGGGGCUGAUCUCAGCUCCUUUCCCCAUCCUACUAAUACCACUCCUUGCCCCUCCCUGGUGACGCCUUCAACUUUCUGAUCCUCUGUGAGGAUUCUCUGUAUUACCCCUUUCUGUCUCCUAUCUUCUGUACUGUCCUCUCUACCAUGACUCGCCCCGAGGACGACCUGGCAUAUGGCCAAUACCACCAAGACUCCGCUCGUGGAGCUUCUUCCGACACCGCCAGGGGCUUUGUCGGGGACGCCUUCAAGAAGCUGAAGCAGUCGUACAAGCCCCAAUCUCCGCAAGGCUCUUCCCAGCAGUCUCAGCAAUCCCAACAAUACGGAACGUACCAGUCCCAAGGCUCCCAGUCCCAGCAAUACCCCGCGAAUCCCACCCCGCAACAACAGCAGGCCCAGAAACCCCAGAAGCAGGACAAACUGUCGGGCUUGUUUGGCAAGCUCGAGGAGCUGGGCAACGAGGUUGCUCAGAAAAUCGGCACGGCACUCGAUCCCCAGGCCUAUGCUGAGUAUGGCGCACCGAAGCCGCAGGCGGAGAACCGGUUCGGGAGCUUUGCUCCCCCGCGUCAGGGCAACGAGGUCAAGUGGCAUGUGGAUGGUUGCGCGUACUUCUAUGCCGUCUCCGAGGCGUUGGAGAGUGCCAAGGAAUAUAUCUGGAUUUUGGACUGGUGGCUCUCGCCAGAGCUUUACCUGAGACGCCCCCCGGCGAAGAACGAACAAUACCGGCUGGAUCGGAUGCUGCUGGCAGCGGCGCAGCGGGGAGUCCGGGUGAACAUCAUCGUGUACAAGGAGGUGACCCAGGCAUUGACCCUGUCUUCCCACCACACGAAGCACCACCUGGAAGACAUGCACGAGAACAUUGCGGUGUUCCGCCACCCCGACCAUCUUCCUGACCGUCAAGAAUUGGCGGCUUCCAUCAGCUCUUCCCUCCAGAGCUUGUCUCUCGAUGCCGGAAACCUUGCCAAGAUGUCAGAGGACGCCAUCAAGGGUAUCUAUGGUAUGCGCGAGGACGUAAUCCUGUACUGGGCACACCACGAGAAGCUUUGCGUCAUUGAUGGUCGCAUUGCAUUCAUGGGUGGCCUGGACAUGUGCUUUGGCCGCUGGGAUACCAACCAGCAUGAGUUGGCCGAUGUGCACGGCCAGGAUCUGAAUGAGAUUGUUUUCCCGGGUCAGGAUUACAACAACGCCAGAGUGAGUGACUUCCACGACGUUGCUCACUGGGAGCAGAACCAGCUGGAUCGGAAGAAGACUUCUCGCAUGGGCUGGUCCGAUAUCUCGGUCAGCUUGCACGGUCAGGCCGUUGAAGAUCUGCGGAAACACUUUGUUCAACGGUGGAACUUUAUCUAUGAUUUGAAGUAUCAGUCACGCAACAACUCGCGGUAUUCCCGAUUGACAUUGUACGGUCGGCCUCCCUCGGGUGCCCAGCAGGGGCCCCAGGGUGGUCAGGGUGGCCAGAGUGGUCAAGCCCAGAAACCGCCAGCGUCGCCCCAGCCCGCGAACGCUGGUCCUGCAGCACCCAGCUGGCAGCAGCAAGCAGCGCCGCAGCCUGGAGCGAACCCGGGCCCUCCCACCCCCAGCUGGCAGCAGACAUCUCCGCAGACGAGUGGCAAUACUGGCCCAGCACCCAGCUGGCAGCAACAGGCCGCAUCGCAACCUAGCGGCCACCCUCAGACGCCCAACUCGGCUGCACCUAGCUGGCAGCAUGCGUCUCCACAGUCUGGCCAUUCAGCAACGGGCAGUCACGAAAAGCCCAGCUGGCAACAGCAGAGCUCUGAACCUCCCGCUUACUCGGGCCAAGGUGCCACGCAGCACUACACUUAUACCGGCGAUUCGUUCCCUCCGCCGCCUUCUGGUGCUCCUCCCGCCCAGAGUUCUGCUCAAUCCCAGUACCAGCCCCAGCAGACUCAAUCCCAGUACCAGCCCCAGCAGGCUCAAUCCCAGUACCAGUCCCAGCAGGCUCAAUCCCAGUAUCAACCCCAGCAGGCUCAAUCCCAGUACCAGCCCCAGCAGGCUCAGACCCAGAGUCAAAACCAAGCACCUUACUACCCACCUCCCCCCGCUCAGCAAUUGCAGCACUCGCAAACUCGCGGUGUCCAAGAGCACCACGGUGGAUAUGCUGACUCCGAGAGAGGCUUUGGCCGUCUGCGUGAGAACUUCAUGGGCUACAGCAACACUCUGCGCGGCGAAUUGGCAGGACAGAUCCACCAGUACCAGGAUCGGUUCUCUGGCCACGCGCGCCAAACCAGUAGUCAGCCCCGGGGUGGUAUGACCUGUCAGAUCGUCCGGAGCGCCUCGAAAUGGAGCAACGGAACUCCGACCGAGCACUCCAUCCAGGAUGCCUACGUUGCCAUCAUUCGCAACAGUCAGCACUUUAUCUAUAUCGAGAACCAAUUCUUCAUCACGGCCACCAGCGAUGCCCAGAAGCCUGUGGAGAACAAGAUUGGCGCUGCGAUUGUGGAGCGUAUUCUCCGUGCUGCUCGGGCUGGUGAGAAGUACAAGAUUGUGGUCGUGAUCCCGUCGGUCCCCUGCUUUGCUGGUGACCUGAGCGAUGAGUCCACCCUGGGCACCCGCGCCAUCAUGGAGUUCCAGUACAACUGCAUCAACCGCGGAGGCAGCAGCAUCAUGGAGCUGAUUGCCAAGGAGGGAUUCAACCCGAUGGACUACAUCCGGUUCUACAACCUGCGCAACUACGACCGCAUCAAUAUCAGCGGCCCCUUGAGGGAGGCUGAGCAGCGUAGCGGCGUCAAUUACGAGGAUGCGCGGAAGCAACAGGAUGUGGCGACCGGUGGCCCUGGCGGAUAUGGCCCGGGUGCUCCUCGGGCGGCAUUCGACACCACCGCUCCUUACCAGCAGUACCAACAAGCGGCCCAGCAGGUGUCGAGUGGCAAGUCUGCUGGCAAGUGGAACAGCGUGAGCAGCUGCUAUAUGCUCAAUGGCGAGGACAUUCGCAAUGUCCCUUGGGACGGCCCUGCCGAAGCUGAGAUUGAUGCUUUUGUCACGGAGGAGCUCUAUGUGCACUCCAAGGUCAUGAUCGCUGACGACCGCGUUGCCAUCGUUGGAUCGGCCAACCUGAACGAUCGUUCUCAGCUGGGAACCCACGAUUCGGAAAUUGCUAUUGUCAUCGAGGACUACACGCCUGUGCACUCGCGCAUGAACGGUCAGCCAUGGACUGCCAGUCGUUUCGCUGCAUCCCUGCGUCGCCAGCUCUUCCGCAAGCACCUUGGUCUGCUGGCACCACAGGAUCCGGAGCGACCGGACAACAACUUUGAGCCGGUGGGAGCUCCGAACACGCUCGACUUUGAGUCUCCGGAGAGCCAGAUCGUGGCCGAUCCGCUGGCGGACACUCUGCACAGUAUGUGGAACACGCGGGCUCGGACGAACACCGAGGUGUUCCGGAAGGUGUUCCACUCGGUUCCGGACGACACAGUGCGCAACUGGGCUACCUACAAGGAGUUCUACGGAUACUACUUCCACAAUGCCGACAAGCAGGCAUACGGCGAGGACGAGUCGAAGCCUGCUCGGUACGGAUAUGGUCAUGUGGUCCGGGACGACUUUCCCCCGGGCCCGGAGGGAGUCAGACAGGUCAAAGAACUGCUUAGCCAGGUCAAGGGGACCUUGGUGGAGAUGCCUUUGAUGUUCCUGAUCGAGGAGGAUGUGGCGAAGGAGGGAUUGACCCUGAACGAGUUGACGGAGCCGAUCUACACUUGA
This is a messenger RNA of Aspergillus ibericus CBS 121593, 3848 nucleotides long. It is a transcript of the gene pld2, whose product is annotated as putative phospholipase D (PLD). Gene Ontology annotation, biological process: cell motility. NCBI's taxonomy places the organism in Eukaryota, Fungi, Ascomycota, Eurotiomycetes, Eurotiales, Aspergillaceae. The record is from RefSeq and is a predicted model, not a curated record. Gene Ontology annotation, molecular function: catalytic activity. The transcript is spliced from 5 exons. The coding region runs from base 288 to 3848 and encodes 1186 amino acids.